AUGGUUUGGGAGAGCUACGCGAAGCUAGGGAGCAAAAAUAUGGUCACUGUCUUUGACAUCUUCGCAUACUCUCUCAGAUUCGUCCGAGAACGCAUCGUCCCCAACAUGCCCAUUCCUGACGUCAAGAACGACCCGCCAAAGGUACAGUUCGUCCGUCUGGCGCACGUCUACUUCGAGCACCGGGACCUCCACACGUUCGCAAAGUUCGUGAAAGAUUUCGGCUUGCUCGAGGAGAAGCGACCCGGAAACCACACCAUCUAUUUUCGUGGCUACGGGAGAGAUCCGUACGUCUACGUGACUACCGAGUCGUCUUGGAAGAAGGGAAAGCCGGAGUUCCUACACUUGGCCUUCGUGGCGAGUGACUAG
Molecule: messenger RNA, 366 nt
Organism: Cladophialophora yegresii CBS 114405
Lineage: Eukaryota; Fungi; Ascomycota; Eurotiomycetes; Chaetothyriales; Herpotrichiellaceae
Exons: 2
Coding region: 1-366 (121 amino acids)
Source: RefSeq, a predicted model, not a curated record